Messenger RNA from Etheostoma cragini (Arkansas darter), 1674 nucleotides. RefSeq names its product peroxisomal biogenesis factor 11 alpha (gene pex11a). Gene Ontology annotation, cellular component: peroxisomal membrane. The transcript is spliced from 3 exons. The coding region runs from base 299 to 1039 and encodes 246 amino acids. Gene Ontology annotation, biological process: regulation of peroxisome size; peroxisome fission. The record is from RefSeq and is a predicted model, not a curated record. Lineage: Eukaryota; Metazoa; Chordata; Actinopteri; Perciformes; Percidae.
GGUUUUGGUCCGUUUGCAAAGCUGUCCGUAGUGAAACAAGUACGGCUCAGCUGUAUGCCAAACCGACCCUUACAUUAGUUUAGGGUGAAUGUGGAAUAAGUUUCCAAAUUCACUUUAUCUGCUUGAGUUUUAUUCGGCAACGUUAAAUGAACCAACAUUACUAGCGUUGUUUAACCUGAAUACAAGUAACUGACUAGUCUACCAACGGUUACGUUCCGGGUCGAUCUAUGAACGAGGGUGCAACUCUCUCUCUCUCUCUCUUACUAACUAGAACAAGCUGUUGUUGACCGAUUUAAACAUGGAAGCGUUUGUAAAAUUCACAAGCCAAAGUCAAGGAAGGGACCGUAUAUUCAGGGCAACCCAAUAUACAUGUGCACUGUCGAUAUAUUUACUUCGAAACAACUCCGAAAGAAUUAACCUUGUCUCGAAGCUUAAAAGUCUUGAGACCAACAUGAGCGCUGGACGAAAAUUGUUCAGGCUGGGAAACACAGUAAAUUCCAUUGAGGCUGCUAAGCGAACCAUGCAACUCUCUGACCGAGUGCUGUGCCUCUGCCUUACUGCUGCCAACAUGAACCGCGCUCUCUACUUUAUCUGUGACAAUGUACUUUGGGCCAGAAAUGUCGGUCUUAUCCGCAAUAUCGACAAGGAACGCUGGAGCCUGAAUUCCUCUCGCUGCUACUUUCUCUCGCUAGUUAUGAGUCUGACCAGAGAUGUUUAUGUUGUCCUCCAGUUAAUGACACAGAGAGCAAGAGAUAAACACUUCAGACAGAAAAUGGAGCUGCAGCUCAAUGAGAGUCCUGAAAUAGCUGAAGUCGUCGUUCCUCCCCUAGAUGCGUUUCUCUUUCUGCUCUUAGAGAGCCUAAAGUUGCACCCUGCUGUUGCCUUGGACACGUUGAAAAAUAUAUGUGAUCUCUUCAUUCCCCUAGACAGGAUGGGUAUAUACAAGUCAAAUGCAGGAGUGGUGGGAUUUUGUGGUUUGGUAUCCUCAUUGAUUGGGAUUGUAACCCUUGCACAGCCCAAGUUAGGACUCAAGCCGUGAUAACAAGGGUGGAGAUAAAACCUCACUGACUAAUUGCAGAUAAGAAAUUAUCAUGAAGGGUUUUUAAAAGGAUUUAGUGUCAUCUACCUGGAGCUGUAAUGGUGGACCGAGGUCAAUGUCUAUCACAGGCACAUUUUGUAGCAGGUGUUUGAAUGGCAUUUGUUUGACACCAAACUCAGGCCAGCAAUAAUUGAAGGGACCGAAUUUGAUAGUUUUUUAACACAUUUUUGAUUAAUUGAUCAAACAAAUUACAUUAUAUUUUUGAAAAUCAAACUAACAAUUAAUUAGAGAGAAUUAACUUGAAACACUGGUUUAAAACUAAGCAAAUUAAGUUUACAUAGUAGCCUGUUUAUAAUUCAUAAUUAAAUAACUGGACUGGUGCAUUCCUGUCUUCUCCAACACCACAUAACAGCAGUUUUAUAACUACGAAGUGCUUCUUAUUGAUACAAGCUUUUGUACCUAUCUGAGAAAACAGUAAGAUCUUAACCUGAGUAGGGUUGCCACUUUAAGUUCACUGCCUGUCUCGGCUCUCUGUUUUGUGAUUUGAUGCUGCUAAAUGUUUGAUCUCUAUGAUUCAAUUGAUCAGUUGAACUGCUUCUCAACCAGAAGUGCCUCCAGAGGUAAAAAAGCAGCUG